Numida meleagris (helmeted guineafowl) is the source of this 1717-nucleotide messenger RNA. RefSeq names its product olfactory receptor 4S2-like. The record is from RefSeq and is a predicted model, not a curated record. NCBI's taxonomy places the organism in Eukaryota, Metazoa, Chordata, Aves, Galliformes, Numididae. Gene Ontology annotation, biological process: G protein-coupled receptor signaling pathway. Gene Ontology annotation, cellular component: membrane. Gene Ontology annotation, molecular function: G protein-coupled receptor activity; olfactory receptor activity. The transcript has a single exon. The coding region runs from base 344 to 1324 and encodes 326 amino acids.
CUCCUGAGGGCACCCUUCUUACAAGGGUUGUAAUCAUAACCUUGGUCCAUAAUGGGGGAAGAAGUCCUGCCCUGCACCCUCGUUGUGCCUCACACUGUCCUUCCCUUAGCACAACAGCCGUAGACUCACAGAUCCUUCACAGUCCCAAAGGACCAGGAUGGAGGAGCACAGUGGCAACCAUGGCUAGUGUUUCACUCGAGGAGAAAGAAAGAUCCAGGGGAAAAACAUAGGGAAAGCAAUCAUUUUGUAGGGUUAACAGUAAUCCUGUGUGUUUCCUCAUCUCUGGUACAGAAUUCGUUAUUAACAAUGAUGAUGAUGACGAACCACGUGUCCUUGCUUUUCCAUGUGCACAGGCUGUGUGUUGUGCAUGGCUGCCCAACUGACCAAGGAUGGGAAUGCAAGCGUUGUGAAGGAGUUCAUUCUCAUCGGCCUCUCUGAGAAUCGAGGUGUGCAGGAGGUGUACUUUGUGACGUUCCUUUGCUUCUAUACGAUUAACGUGGUGGGAAAUCUGCUCAUUAUUGUCACCGUCAUUAGCAGCCAACAUCUGAACUCCCCCAUGUAUUUCUUCCUCUGCUACUUGUCCUUUGUAGACAUCUGUUACUCCUCCGUCACAGCUCCCAAAAUGAUUGCCGACUUCCUUGUCGAAAACAAAACCAUCUCCUUUGCGGGCUGCAUAGCACAGCUCUUUGGGGCCCAUUUCUUUGGCUGCACGGAGAUGUUCAUCCUCACAGCGAUGGCCUACGACCGCUACACGGCCAUCUGCAGACCUCUGCACUACACCGCGCUCAUGACCAGGCGCGUGUGCGGCCGCAUGGUGGUGGGCUCGUGGGUGGGAGGCUGCGUGCACUCCGUCGUGCAGACUCUUCUGACCGCUCGGCUCCCCUUCUGUGGCCCCAACAAAGUUGACCACUACUUCUGCGAUGUCCACCCCCUGCUACGACUGGCCUGUGCUGACACCUACGCCGUCGGCGUCAUCGUCAUCGCCAACAGCGGGAUGAUAACUCUGAGCUCUUUCUUCAUCCUGGUGGUGUCUUAUGUGGUGAUCUUGGUUUCCUUGAGAAGUCACACGUCCAAAGGACGGCGCAAGGCUCUCUCCACCUGUGGGUCCCACAUCACAGUGGUGGUUCUGUUCUUCGGGCCGUGCACGUUCACCUACAUACGCCCACCCAGUGAUCUCUCGAGGGAGAAGAUCGUGGCACUGUUUUACACCAUCAUCACCCCCAUGCUGAACCCCCUCAUCUACACACUGAGGAAUAAAGAGGUAAAGAGUGCCAUGAGAAAACUGUGGGGCAGAAGAGUAGGAAGUGAAAAGGGAAAGGUAUAGAACCGUGGCCAGUUUUUCCAAAGGAUCUCUCAUACGAUGUAUUUGGUCAGCGUUGCCACAAAAAUGCCUUUGGAAUAAAAUCUUGUUGUUCGCUCAUGUUGAAGAUUCAUCUUUUGAUUUGCAGGACAUGGUAAACUCUGUGACAAGUUGGCACUUCCUUUCUGUUCUCUUGACAAUGAGCACAGGCCCCCAGCAGGGCUCCCAGCCACUACCUGAAACACCAGCAAAUAGAUAAAUGCUAUCAAAAAUACUGGAUGUGCUGUAGGAUCUCAACGAGUUCUCAAUUAAAGCUCUGACACAAGGUGUCAGCUGGGUCAUUUUCUGAGGCAGGUGAUGGGAAUGAAGGCUUUUUCCUUUCCUCUGCAGUGCAUCAAGUCUUUUCUGCAGUACCUC